GUGUUUGCUUCUUCAAUGGCAUAUUUAGAACCACAUUUUAAUCCUAAUAAGAUGAAACAUGGUGCUCCGGGAGAUCAAAUUUGCCAUGCGGGUGACCUGGAAAACAUAGUUGCUAAUGCAGAUGGAGUUGCAGAAGCAACAAUUGUCGACAAUCAGAUACCACUGAUUGGCCCCAAUCCAGUAGUUGGAAGAGCCUUGGUGGUUCAUGAGCUUGAGGAUGACCUUGGAAAAGGUGGGAAGGAACUCAGCUUGAGCACUGGAAAUGCUGGUGGAAGAUUGGCAUGUGGUAUGAAGAAUUUUAUGAACAAUAGUAGUUCUAUCCUUUUCAAAUACAUCAAUCAAUCCAUUCCAUCUGAUUAUAUAUUGUUUGAUGCACUUUGAGCUUUGUUGUUGAAAGAUGAAGGAUUCUCAAUAUCUGUGAUU
This is a messenger RNA of Arachis ipaensis, 423 nucleotides long. RefSeq names its product superoxide dismutase [Cu-Zn], chloroplastic-like. NCBI's taxonomy places the organism in Eukaryota, Viridiplantae, Streptophyta, Magnoliopsida, Fabales, Fabaceae. The record is from RefSeq and is a predicted model, not a curated record. Gene Ontology annotation, biological process: superoxide metabolic process. Gene Ontology annotation, molecular function: copper ion binding.